This is a messenger RNA of Trichoderma harzianum CBS 226.95, 713 nucleotides long. RefSeq lists its product as hypothetical. NCBI's taxonomy places the organism in Eukaryota, Fungi, Ascomycota, Sordariomycetes, Hypocreales, Hypocreaceae. The transcript has a single exon. The record is from RefSeq and is a predicted model, not a curated record. The coding region runs from base 101 to 514 and encodes 137 amino acids.
UGCCUUGCAUUCACCGGCCAAGAGCCUCUACAGGUACUCCAUACGCGUUAUACGUCUGCAUUCACACUCACUGCAAGGUGUGAUGCGCUUAUAGAGCAACAUGGGAUAUUACUUCUCGUCUAUCAGCGGCGAAUCACUGCCACUCAUGGAGCGAUUGUAUUCCAGCGUCAGGAAUUUUCGCUCCCUCAAAUAUAGACUACCAGUGUUAUUUUUUAACGAUAUUCAACGACUCAACUACGGCGUUUGGGAAAUUAGGCAUGGUACAUGGGAGACGGAUGGUUUCUGCGGUUUCUGCGGUUUCUGCUUAGCUGGGUGCUCUUCUUUUUUCUUUUCUUUCCGUUCCCCUUCCCCCUCACACCCUCAUAGCCUGUACCAUUGUCAUUUUAGUCGAUUUCCCAGUGUUGUAUGUAUACGGACCCCUUUGUUAAGUUCAGCAUAUGGCUACAGCAUGCACUCGCUUAGAAUACGAGGAUCCACGAUACAUACAAAGUGCAUCCCUAGGAGGCAAUACUAGAUGAUGGGAGCUUGAAGCCCCUUUCUCCCCCCUCGAUUUAUCUUGGUAGUUUGAGGCGUUAAUGUACAGAAUAUUUACGAUGUAACACACCUGUGCAAAUGUUAUAGUAGCGCCUGUGAAAUGUGCAUGAAGGGUCCUCUGCAUCGUACCUAGGACUUUGCCAGACUUAAACGAUGGACUCAAAACUAUGAGAAACGAU